This is a messenger RNA of Pangasianodon hypophthalmus (striped catfish), 5323 nucleotides long. RefSeq names its product ankyrin repeat and SAM domain-containing protein 6. Gene Ontology annotation, biological process: innate immune response. The record is from RefSeq and is a predicted model, not a curated record. NCBI's taxonomy places the organism in Eukaryota, Metazoa, Chordata, Actinopteri, Siluriformes, Pangasiidae. Gene Ontology annotation, molecular function: protein binding. Bases 135 to 2858 code for a protein of 907 amino acids. Gene Ontology annotation, cellular component: cytoplasm. The transcript has 16 exons.
AAAAAAAAAAAAAAGUUCCCAAGUUCUUCAACUUGAUUGUUGAGUAAUGUAUGUUCCUGCUCCUGCGGUUAACAACAUCACCGUAUGCCGAUGAUGUCGUUAAUGUCCGCACCGAUGCGUAGAACGAGAAAAAAAUGAAUUUCGGCGUUCCAGCAAACUCCCUCUUGUUGUUCCGUGCUUGCGAUGAAGGCGACUAUGAGAGUGCAAAGAGCAUUCUCGAGCCUGCUGGGAACGACUCGGGGAGACAGUCCAAAACACGCCUGGAUUCUGUGUCGGAGUGCAGUGUGGACAUCGCGCGCGGAGGAUUGCCGCUUGUCCCCGUCGAUUGCACCGAUGAAGAAGGAAACACUGCGCUACACUUCGCGGCAGCGAGCGGGCACGAGCACUUAGUUCGCUUCUUACUGAGAAAAGGGGCGUCUGUGGAUAGCCGGAAUAAUUAUGGCUGGACGCCACUAAUGCAAGCAGCGAGGUUUGGCCAUUUGAACGUGUCUCACAUCUUGCUUGAGAAUGGGGCAGAGAUCAAUGGCAGGAAUCGCAUGGGAGCUAGUGUACUCAGUAUGGCAGCCCGUGGAGGCCAUACACAUGUUGCCAAACUCCUCCUUGAGCAUGGAGCAUUUGUGGAUGACUUUGACCACCUUUCUGCAGCUGAAAGAAAUUCUAACGGGAACAACAGUAACCACAAUGAUAAUGGGAAGAACUUUUUGGAUAUCACGUCUUUAUUGGUUAGUGCUCAGCAGGGUCAUGAGGCUAUGGUCAGACUGCUUUUGGAGUGGGGAGCCGACGUGAACUUUUCACAGAAGACCACGGGUUGGAGUGCACUAAUGUUAGCCACAUUGAGUGGAAAGGCUAGUAUAGCUCAGCAGCUAGUAGAGAGGGGUGCUGAUCCUGAUCAUCUUAAUGUUCUAUCCAAAACAGCUUUUGAAGUGGCACUGCAUCUUAAGCAAAAAGAGGUGAAAAGUUAUCUGGAUUCCAUCACCACAGUUCGUCCACAACCAGAUGAUGAGAAGAAAAGGCCUGAUGUUUUCAGUGCUCUAAAGUUAGGAAAUGCUCAACUGGUAAAAGAGAUACUAGAGGAGGAUCCGUCUCAGGUGAACAUGGCUAAUGCAGAUGGAGCAUCACCUUUGAUGAUUGCAGCUGUGAGCGGACUGUUGGAAGUUGUGCAGCUUCUGGUUGAGAGGAAUGCAGACAUAGACAAACAGGAUGGGGUCCAUGGCUGGACAGCUCUUAUGCAGGCAACAUAUCAUGGGAAUAAGGAUGUGGUGAAAUAUCUGCUGAGUCAGGGAGCUGAUGUAAACCUAAGAGCCAAGAAUGGAUACACAGCCUUUGACUUAGUCAUGCUAUUAAACGACCCAGACACUGAAUUAGUGAGACUGUUGGCUGCUGUGUGUAUGAUGGUAGAUAAAGACAAGAGUAGGCACAGAGACAAGAUCUCCACCAAGAAACACCUGUCUCCCAGUGUACUUGUACCACCAGAUGAUAAAGGAGGCCUGAAGUCCUGGUGGAACCGUAUGUCCAAUCGCUUUCGUAGACUCAAGCUAACACACACACUAAGGCAUGGGCUCGCUCCCAAUCGCUUAGCUCCAUUCCAUGAUAACCCAGGGGUUCUGCUGGAUGCUACCAUGAAGGCAGAGAACAGAACAGACACAAACAGCUCUGAACCAAGUGGUGCAAUGGUUUCUCCUGCUGGAGCUCCUAGGGAUGACCUCACCAUUGCAUGGACUGAUAAGAGCAAAGACAGUGGUCUUGGCAGAAACAGCAGUGACAAAGAUGACUUUCUCAUUACCACAAUGCUGAGAAAUGGUGCACCUCUGACUCGCUUGCCCAAUGACAAGCUUAAAGCCGUUAUCCCACCCUUCCUGCCUCCAUCCAACUUUGAGCCAUGGAACUCAGACCGCUCACGGGUUUUGAAAGAGGGAGGCAAGACAAGUGAGCAGUCUCGUCUGACUAUGCCUCAGAGACCAAGCAAAGCCAACUUCAACACCAGUGGAAACUCUGAUAUUACAUCCAUAAGUCGAGUAGUGAGCAGAUCUAUGAAGUUUUCCAGUAUCAGUAAGGUCCCAUCCUCCUCCCCUUCCAACUCGGGCAACUAUAACUCACCUCACUCAUCAGGGGGUUCCAAUGGAGUAGGAGGGGUCAACCGCCAUACAUCAGACUUGCAUAACCGUUCAGGAGGCAGUGCAUCAGACAGCGUACUGUCUCAAAUUGCUGCCCAAAGGAAGAGGGCCGCAGGCCUGCUUGAUAUCAAACCACCAACCCAUGAGGCAUCAACCUCUACACCCCUGCCCACCGUGCCUGACAUUAGCCUGCCUAGCAUUCAGAGCAACCCGAGCCUGGUGACAAGUGACUUGCACUCCAGAUGGAAGGUUGAUCUAAAGAAGAGGCCACAGUCUGGGAAUUCCUCCACAUCUAAGAGUACAUCCCCUACCCUGACUCCAUCGCCAUCCCCAACUCCGAAACCUCUCAUUGGUGAAACCCUAUCUUCUGCUUCCUCCCAGCCAUGUUCUAAAAGUAGUGGUGGAUCCAGCAGUGGCACCAUCACUGACGAAGAUGAGCUUUCAGGUAUACUAAGAAAACUUUCCCUGGAGAAAUAUCAGCCCAUCUUUGAAGAACAGGAGGUAGACAUGGAGGCCUUUUUGACUUUGACUGACAGAGAUCUGCAGGAGCUGGGGAUUAAAACAGAUGGGCCCAGACAACAGAUUCUGGCAGCCAUUUCUGAACUUAAUGCUGGAAAGGGAAGAGAAAGACAGAUACUGCAGGAAACGAUCCACAAUUUCCAGUCGUCUUUUGGGAGUAGUGCAAGUAACCAGCACCCUGCAGUUUGGGCAAGACAUCAGCUGCAUACCCUUAACAAAAGGUAACACAUUUGGCCAGAUGAGGGAUGGGAGAAUGGUGCCUUCUCACAGUGCUAGUUCUGGAACUUCUAUUUAGUGUUCUAACUUUUGAUGGAUCUGCCCACCUCCAAGACAAAGUACAUCCUCAUUCCAAGACUGAUUGCGUCAUCGUACCCAAAGCAAAUGAGAAUCCGCAAAGGACCUCACACAUUAUUCUACAUAAGCGGUCACAUCUUAGAAUAAUACAUACAAGCACUGACACCCUUGUAUACAAGGGUAUACAAUACUAGACUGUUUAUGAUAAUGUCUAGGUUAUUUCUUUUGUUUUUGUCUUUGGUUUGUAUUUUUAUUAUCUGAUGUGUGUAUUUUGCCAUCCAAUUCAGGUUCUUUAAUCAUUGGUUCUGUGAACAGCUAAGUUGGGGCAUGAUGACAGAUAACAUAUCUAAGAUGACAUGUGCUGUACACCGAUCAGCCAUAACAUUAAAACCACCUGCCUAAUAUUGUGUAUGUUGAGUCAUGAACUCCACCAGACCUAUGAAAGUGUGAUGUGCUAUCUGGCACCAAGAUGUUAGCACCCAAUCCUUUAAGUCCUGUAAGUUGCAAGGGGGGGGCCUCCAUGAAUUGGACUUUUUUGUCCAGCACUUCCCACAGAUGCUCCAUCAGAUUGAGAUCUGGGGAAUUUGGAGGCCAAGUCAGCACCUUGAAUUCUUUAUCAUGUUCCUGAAACCGUUCCUGAACACUUUUUGCAUUGUCGCAGGGUGCGUUAUCCUGCUGAAAGAGACCACUGAAUUUAAGGAAUACCAUUGCCAUGAAGUGGUGUACUUAGUCUGCAACAAUGUUUUGGUAGGUGGUACGUGUCAAAGUAACAUCCACAUGAAUGCUAGGACCCAAGGUUUCCCACCUGAACAUUGCCCAGAGCAUCAGACUGUGUCCACCGGCUUGCCUUUUUCCACAUAGUGCAUCCUGGUGCCACCUCUUCCCUAGAUAAAUGAUGCACACGCACCUGGCCAUCUACAUGAUGUAAAAAAAACAUGAUUCAUCAGACCAGACCACAUUCUUCCAUUGUUCCAUGGUCCAGUUCUGAUGCUCACAUGCCCGACAUGCACUUUUGGUGGUGGACAGGGGUCAGCAUGGGCAUUCUGAUGGGUCUGCGGCUGUGCAGCCCCAUAUGCAACAAGCUGCUAUGUACUGUGUUCUGACACCGUUCUAUCAUAGCCAGCAUUAACUUUUUCAGCAGUUUGUGCUAUAGUAGCUCUUCUGUGAGAUCAGACCAGACAGGCUAGCCUCCGCUCCCCAUGAGCCUUGGGCGAGCAUGACCCUGUUGCUGGUUCACUGUCUUACCUUGAGACCACUUUUGGUAGGUACUAACCACUGCAUACCGGUAACACCCCACAAGACCUGCCGUUUUGGAGAUGCUAGCCAUCACAAUUUGGCCCUAGUCAGAGUCACUCCAAUCCUUACACUUGCCCAUGUUUCCUGCUUCCAACACGUCAAUUUCAAGAACUGACUGCUCACUUGCUGACUAAUAUAUCAAACCCCUUGACAGCUGCCACUGUAACGAGAUAAUCAGUGUCAUUCACGUCACCUGUCAGUGGUUUUAAUGUUAUGGCUGAUUGGUGUAUACUUACAUUACUUUGAUUAAAAUUGAUGGAUAAUGUCAGCUAGCUAGCAAACAGUUGCUCAGUCAGUCAUGACUCAAAGCUCUAAAGUCUUUUCCUGAUAAUGGCAAAAACCAGUUUCCCAUUUUAUAUAUUAAUUACUAACUCUGUACUUACCCCUUUGAACUGGCCAAUGCUCUGUUUAAGUUGCAUUUUAGGUAAUGAAUCAUGGCCACACAUUUACAUUAACACGGGUGGGUGAGAGGCAGACCCACUGCCAAAAAAAGCUUCAAAAAUGCACAGUGGGAGUCAAUCUCCAUGGAUGGACCCAAUGUUAACAGGAGGUUCCUAGUCCUUCUUCAGCAGGAACAGACAAAACAAUUUGGUGGAAUUUACGAGCAGGGUUUCUGCUUAGAGAGAACAGACACCCCCCCCCCCCCCCUUUUUUUUUUUUUUUUAAACUGCUGUUGUAUUAAAUAUUAGCACGGCUGUCAUUCAGCUGUAGGCAUGAGGCCAUACUGUAGGUAAUCACAGCCAUAUAACAGCACAGUUGCGAGAGUGAUAUUGCCUUUAUAUAACAGUUCUAUAAAGAAGAAAAUAGUAUUGAGUAACUGACAUUUCAGACACAAUAUAGCCAAAUAUUUUAUUUAUUUUUGCUCUAACAACAAAAAUAGUUCCCAAAGACGCAACAGCUGGAUAGAGCAUUGCCUUGCCAAUGUACCAGUGCUGUUAUACUCAAUAUCCACACUCUUGGAAUGUUGCUUGUCCAAUCAGAUUAGUGGAACAGAACUAACUGUUAUAUAAAGGAAUAUGGCGAUUUCUACAGAUGCUGUACUUUUUGUAUUAUUUCUUGCUGUAAAAUAAGAGAAAUAAAAAAACAUUUUCCUGACUGUU